AUGAAGCCGGCUUACCGUGAGAACUUACUUUUCACCAACAUUCCAGUCAGCAUCUCGGAGAAAGACACAGAGGCGGGCGCUGCAAUGCGAAGUGACCUGUAUUCCAACGGAGCCCCUUUCCAGGGCCGGCUCAUGGACGCUUUGACUGAAGUCGAAAGCGGUGCCGUCGCGCACCCUCACUACCUUUCCGCGCACCAACUCGAGCAAUCCUUGCGUCUCUCCGUGAUGCUCGAACUCAAAGCAUCCUGGAAGCCUUUGCAGAUCCAGGCCAAGCAGGAGCAAUGGGAACGAUGGGCUGACUUGAUAGACCGCCAAACAGCUUUUGUGCCAACGAGGAGAAUGGCCUUGGCAGACGCGGACUGCAGCAACAACGACGACCUCGACCUAGACGUGUCAAUCAUCCCAUGGAGUCAGCGAGGGUCAUACCUCAGCCUUGCGACCAAAGCUGGGAGGCGAGGCUGCCUCACUCCUGGAAGUGAUGUGUAUCUCGUUACUCACUGCCGCCAGUUCGGCUUUCCACUCUUCGCCCUUCGCCCAAUUCCUCCAGGACAUGCACUGCCUGCACCAUCCGGCUUCCAACGCGCGAACCCCCUCACGACAGUCAAGGCAAAACCAGGUAUACUGUCUUGGCAGCAUGAAGGAUCUAUCUUGACCCAGGUCGCCUUCCUUCACGAUCGAUGUCUCCGAUUCCGCGGGACUGUUCCCUUUACUUUCGACACCGAUGCGGGGCUUGAGAAAGAGGCGUGUAGUGCGUACAUGUUUUGCAGACCACAUGUAAACGGAACGCCAGACUCGAUUGACUACGUCUUUAACAGCAUGCCAGGAUAUCGCUUCAUUGCGACCCGAGGAAAGCUUAGCCAGAUCAAUGGCAAUAGACCAGAAGUUCUCGACAAGCGCAUUGAGAUAGCUGGAACGGAAGAGAAUCCUGAAUGGGAGCUUUUGGCAUGCGAGUUGGAUAUGACAACAGGCGAUGGUGAUACAAUGAAUACCUGCGAUGAGUUCGUUGACGAUGUCAAGAGCACUCCAUUCGAAUCAACGGUCGAGCGGACCCAAGUCGAGUUUCAACACUUCGCAAAAAGUCUGUGUCCAUGGUCUACAACGGCUUUGUCCCACACCGAGAGUUUGGCCAGCUAUGUCAUCUGGGCAACCACGAUCCGUGCUGGCGGACACUUGACUCGCGAGGCCAUCCUGAUGAGCAAACUGUGGAUGAACAGGGCUUGGAGUUGGGACAAUUGUUUAAAUGCUCUAGGUGUCGCAGAUGCAGAUUUGGAACUUGCGCUCAAUCAGCUUCUGCUUUUCAGCGAUCUUCAAGCUCGUAAUGGCCGUUUGCCGGAUUCAAUAGACUGGCUGUUCGUGGAAUGGGGCCACACAAAGCCACCUAUUCAAGGCUGGGCGAUUGCAAGAUUGCUUGAGAUGAGAGGAACGGCGUGGGAGUAUCUCCCGCUUGCCGUGGUAUCCGCAUGGCAAUGA
Messenger RNA from Pseudocercospora fijiensis CIRAD86, 1470 nucleotides. RefSeq lists its product as uncharacterized. The transcript is spliced from 6 exons. NCBI's taxonomy places the organism in Eukaryota, Fungi, Ascomycota, Dothideomycetes, Mycosphaerellales, Mycosphaerellaceae. Bases 1 to 1470 code for a protein of 489 amino acids. Gene Ontology annotation, biological process: carbohydrate metabolic process. The record is from RefSeq and is a predicted model, not a curated record.